Molecule: messenger RNA, 6037 nt
Organism: Pangasianodon hypophthalmus (striped catfish)
Lineage: Eukaryota; Metazoa; Chordata; Actinopteri; Siluriformes; Pangasiidae
Gene: zc3h7bb
Product: zinc finger CCCH-type containing 7Bb
Exons: 22
Coding region: 456-3146 (896 amino acids)
Biological process (GO): miRNA processing
Molecular function (GO): miRNA binding; protein binding; metal ion binding
Source: RefSeq, a predicted model, not a curated record
AACCCUGUCUAGUCGAUGCUCGCUCGCUUAAAUCAUUUACUGCUUUAAUAAAAAAAAAAAAAAGCUGUUCAUUUGGUUUGAUUGAAGGUAGCUAACGCAAACCGGCUUCAUGGGAACCAGCAGUUUAUAAUUUCUAUAUACUGGUGUUGUUGAAUGUGGAGUUUGAUUUCCUAUGCACAACUUCUACCAGAUGCUAACCUAGCUAAUGCUACACCAUCUAACAAACACCGUCCAGUAAUAAUAUGCUUAUAGUUAUAUGUGCGUUCAAAUGGAUAUUUUUGUGUAAACAGAAAGCAACACAGUCUGUCUACUACCGCAGUAAGAUAGCUAGUUAACCCAUGAGACGGUUGUUAGCCUCCGUGUUGCUAGAGGCCCACUCCGGGAAUGUAGCCUGCUAGCUAGCUCCAGUCUAUUACAAGAUAACGCAGCUGGAUAUUUUCAUCUUUAAAUUAGCGAUGGAUCCAGAGAGACAGAAGCGCAAGGAGGAAAUAGAGAAAGCCCUGGGAUUCAUUCAGUCAUCUUUGCCUUUCCCUGAUCCUGAUGGUUAUGAGGCAUUUUUGACUCAGUUAGUGUGCAACUUGCUGGAUGAAGGUAACACAGUGUUUCGUGAGGGAGAUUGGAGGCAGGCAAUUGUGCACUACAGCGAAGGUGUGAAUGUAGCUCGAUAUGCCCAGUCUGAAGCGCUAGUCCUUCCUCCAGAACUGCUUGAAAGUCUCUAUGUGAACAGAGCAUCUGCACACUAUAGCCUUGAAGAGUAUGAGCAGGGGGUGCAGGACUGUGACUGCGCUCUGGCUGUGUCUGAGGGCAGCCGGAGAGCACUUUACAGGAAGGCACUGUGCCUGAGAGAGCUGGGUCGAUUCAGAGAGGCCUACGAGUGUGGCACUGGGUGCCUGCUCGCUUCCCCUCAUGACAGACAAGUCAGCGAGUUGGCUAAAGACCUGGCUAACAAACUUGGCCUGAAAAUCCGCAAAGCCUAUGUUAGUCCUCAGGUUGAUUCCACAACAUCUGGCCCAGCAAAUAAUGGGGAAACUGCACCUUCUGCUGGGGAGACAUCCUCAAAUGGUCUUGAGUCAUUGACAGACAUUGGGUCAGAUUUGUCAAAUGCCCAGUGCAUCCCUGCACCUUUGGCCACCCCUAUUCCAGUCAGUGAUGACCCUGCAAUGCCCUCACUGAGUCCCAUAGUUCAUCAGGACACACCUGAGAGCCCCAGUCAGGGGCCCACGGGGCAGGUGCAGUAUUCUGUGCCAGUGUCUGAGGAUGUGGAUGAACGUGUGAUAAAUACAAAUCUGGACAGUCUGCUGGAAAAAGGAGCUGAGGUCAGCGUGAACUCUGUUCAAGGUGCCAUUCCUACUAACCUCCCAAACACAGCUGUAGGGUUGCGUGCUACCUACCCCUCUGCUCUUCCAGCCUCUUCAUCCCCACUCACUCCCCCUUAUUUUGGCUCCACCAUCAGCCCCCUCACUCAGCUAGACUCUUUUUCAGCACUUGGCCAGAGUGAGAGCUCACAAGCCAUGGAGUCUCUCCUCCCUUUCACUGCUGGGGCUGGAGAGGCUGUUGGGAGGGCCAGAGCUGAAUCACUUGGUACACAAGGACUGGACUCUCUCUCUGAGUAUACAUUACCAGGUGGAAGAGUCUCUAGCAGUUUCUUCUCUGGAUUACGGAACCAUAGUACCAUUCAUGCCAAUGGCUCAGCUGCCACCAAUCUUUCCCUCUUGUCCCAGAAUCCACUGGCUGCUACCCAUGAGUUCAGACAGGCCUGUCAUGCCUGUUACAGCCGCAUAGGUCCUCGAGUCAUGGAUUACAAGUAUCAGCCCGAAGCAGCUCAUCGCUGUAAAAGAGAUGUGCUACUCUGUCGCCUCAAAUCAUCUGAAGACACCACUUGGAAGAGGAUACGACCUCGCCCUGCCCGCAAUAACUUCCUAGGAGCGUUUGUUCUUUGCAAAGAAGUGCAGGAGCGUCAGGAGUGCCAGUAUGGAGAAAACUGCACAUUUGCCUAUUGCCAGGAGGAGAUAGAUGUGUGGACCCAGGAGAGGAAAGGAGCUUUAAGUCGAGAGCUAUUAUUCGACCCCCUGGGCACAAAUGAGAGACGAGCACUUAGUGUCACUCGCUUGUUGCAGAUUCAUAUGGGCAUGUUCAUGUUCCUCUGUGAGGAAUGUUUUGACAGUAAGCCUCGUAUUAUAAGCAAGCGCAGCAAGGAGAACCUAGGUGUCUGCUCCAACCUGACUGCAAAGCAUCCUUUUGAUGAUAACAAGUGCCUGGUGCACGUGGUACGCUCAGCCAAUGUGCGCUACAGUAAGAUUCGUCCACUCCAUCCACUAUGCCAGUUUGAUGUAUGCCGCCAUGAGGUGCGCUAUGGCUGCCAGAGGGAGGACAGCUGUUCUUUCGCUCACUCAGUUAUUGAGCUUAAGUGCUGGGUGCUGCAACAGGACACAGGUAUCACUCAUGAGGAGAUGGUGCAGGAGUCUAAGAGACACUGGCAAAGACUGGAACAGAAUGCACAAAGACAGAAGCCCAUGCAUGUGCCUCAUCAAUCCAGCAGCACUAGCAGUAAUUCUGUGAGCAGUGCUGGUUUUGGGACUGGAGGAGGGGUUGGAGUGGGUGGUGACAGUAUUGGAGGUGGAGGCUCAGGAGGAGGCACAUGUGGUCGAGGCCGUGGGCUCAACCUCAAGAUGAAGUUUGUGUGUGGCCAGUGCUGGAGGGAGGGCCAGGUCAAUGAGCCAGACAAGGCCCUGAAAUACUGCACUGCAAAAGCCAAACACAGCUGGACAAAAGAGCGCCGGGUACUGUUGGUAAAAUCGUUUGAGAAGAAAAAGUGGGUAGUUGUACGGCCACUGCCUUUCUCUCGAACUUACCCCCAGCAGUAUGAUAUGUGUGUUCAUGUGAUGAAACAGAAGAAGUGCCACUACAUUGGAAACUGCUCUUUUGCGCAUAGUUCAGAAGAAAGAGAUGUGUGGACCUACAUGAAGAACAACAGUUUGAGGGACAUGCAGCAGAUGUAUGAUUUAUGGCUAUCACUGACCAAUCAGAACCGCCGGUCAGAUGGCCCCCUGAUGACUCCACCUCCUGAAGAAAAACAGAAUGCCAUGCCAGCUGACUACACUGAGUCAGUGGCUGGGCGGCGCAUGUCAGGAAGUGGGGAACUGUAACCCAGACCAAAGCAUUGAGUGGUAGGCCGUGUGACUACCUGGAUGAGGCUUCCUGUCACGAGAACCAGUCAGUUUGUAUUCUCCGUUCCCUUCAGUGCAACUUUAGGAGGCACUGUAAUCUCCUGCUGACAGUCUGACUGUAAGCCCAACAUGGUGAUAGUGAACACAAACAUACAUGCUUUCUCAUUCAUACCCAAAUACAUUUGUUGACAUUACACUUGGCUGUGUGUUUUGUAUGCAAACCAGUAAUGACAGCCUAUGUAAUUUAAGGUCAUUUUAAAUUCCUAAACCAAAUUAUGCCAGUUUAAUAUACAGGUGGUUCCGUAUUCUGUAUUCUUGCCAUAUUGGCAGAAGAAAAAUGAUUAUAUAGCCAGCAAAGGCCCUCCAAAUGAGAUGUGAAAUUUAUUGAACACACCUUGGCAGUUAUCCUUUGCCUGUCUGGCUGUUUCUUUAUAGAACUAACAUGUAGGUUUGCUGCCUGUCUAUCUCCGCCAUCCGGCCUUGCACUUACAUUCAGUUUGUGCUGUGUGAGCUGUGAAUGGGGCAAUGUUUGGUAAUGAGUAAAGAAGGUAAUUAAGAGCAGUGAUUGGAUAACAGUCUGCUCCUCCAGUACAAUAUGAUCUGACCAGUCAGACAUAAGAGACUUUACUGUUGUCAUAGUUUUGUGAAAUAAUGUGAUUGCUUUCACUGAGCAGGUUAAGAAGCAUAACUGAUUGGCAUUAGACUUGUUUGAGCUUAUUUACCCUGUGCCAUUGUAAAACUUUGGAUCUCACUAGGCUAUAUUCUAAAAUGAGUUCUUGAAUUCUUAACAGUUCAACUUGAAACAGAUCCACAAUAUUUCUCCAUAACUAAUAUUUUCUCAUUUCAGGCAGUGAAUGAAAUUGAACUUGGAGGGCUUUAGGCAGAUAAACUUGACAUGGUGUGCCUAUGCGUAAUUAUAUUCCCUCCAAAAAUAUAUAUAUAUACACACUCAUGAUAUACCUUGCUACUUUUAGUAAGCCCUGUCCAUACGUAUGGUGGACAUACAUAUUUACUAUACUACUAAUGAUUAUUGAUAAACUAGCAGUUAAAGCUUAAUUAAAUAUAGCCUGACCUUGUAUUGAUUACAUAGAACCUGUUGUUAUUGAACUAUGCUAUAUGACUUGUAUUGCUGAUUAGAUGACUAGUGAUUUUUCUUCUCGCUUCUGUGAGGGUCAUUCCAGAAAUGUCAGUUUUGUGAGGUUGCCCCCAGCCUGUACCACCAAAAAAAAAGAAAUAACUGUAAAUCUUACUGUUAGCACAUUAACAACUUAGAAAUAACAAGAACUUUAUGAAUUUGAGCCGGGGAGUUGUCUGGAUUUCAACACGUAUGAAUACAAUGAGGGGGUUUCUGGAAUGAUCUUAAUGUAUGCUUCAGUGAGAGAUUGUAUUAUUACUACUACUACUACUACUACUAUUAUGAUUAUGAUAAUGAUUACUAUUAUGACUGUCUAUCCUCCUAUAUUCUAUUGAUAUAUGUAUAUGUUAAUUGCAAUGUAUAACUCUCUCUUAAGUAUAUGUAUCAAUGUAUGAACAUAAAACAUAACAGUGAAUAGUCUAUGUAUGCUGAGAGACUUUCAGAUUAGGGAGAAGGCGCUGUGUAGAUACAUGUGCUUGAGGUUUUGAGAUGGUCACUAGUUUAUUUAUGGGCUAGAAAACAAGUACAGUGUGAGUUUACAAAGAGGUCAUACACUAUUGCUUUUUCUUCUGAUUUGUUUGGAACGUGUUUUGUUUCUAAUGGUAGGAUCCACCAUGUGCCUUUAUUUUACCUUCGAUAUGACAGGUGAAUUAAGUGGAAUGAUAAUAUGGAGAUAAUUAUAUUUCAAAACAUGCAGCUUCAGGUGCCCAAACGUCUUGCCUGGUUCUGAAAAAGUCCUCAAGCACAUGUAUUGUCAGCUGUAUUGUGAGGGAAUGCUAAGCAUACAUAAGGGUUUUUUUUUGCAUAGCACCUUAUACAAUAUGAACAUAUAUACAAUUAUAAAUAUCCUGAGCAUAUAUAAUCUUUCUCCUUCAAUAUAUGAUAAAUAUAUACAUACUUAGACAACUUUAAUAAUGAAAUAGAUGCAAGGUGGUGGAUGGGUUUUGUGGUUUGUUUUGUUGGCUGAUGUGGUUGGUUGUGGCAUGCAGCUCCAGUUGUACUGAACAUUCUCCUGUGGAACAUCGACACUUUCCACAGAAUUGUUGUGUUUUCUGGUUUUGGUAGCAGUUUCCACUCUUGAUGACAGGUAGACAAUCAGAAGAAGUGUGAGUAAGCUGAACAGGAGGUGCAGAGAGACUCAGCUUACAGACACUAUCUCAAUCAUGCGGAUGUUUGCAAAUGGUCAUAUCAAAGGGUCAGAAUCUCUGGCCACUGGAUAUUCAACAGGGUUAAGAGAGAGCAUCAUCCACUCAACUAAAUCACAUCCUUGUCAUUUUCAACUUGAGUUUACUUCAUUUGAAUGUGAACAUGUGACAUUUUGACUCCUUCCCCAAGUAGUUUGAACAAAUGGGGAGAGAUUGCACAUGAUUAGACCGUUUGUGUUUAAUACUCUCUAAAGCCAAGUCUCCAUUUUGAAUGGCAGACAGUUAAACAUUGAUCUUGACAUGACGUUCCAUAUUUUAUCCUGAAAAGAUGUCAUGUCUUUUCAACAGAACACAGAAUUAUGGAUAAUGUUUAAGAUGCUGUUCUCUGUCAAGAUUAAUUAUUUUUCAAAUAAUAGCUGAAAAAAAAAAUCAGGGUUUUUGGAAAAAAAAAAAAAAAACAAUGCCUCUUUUUGUACUGUAUUUUUACAUUGUUUGUUUUGUUUCUCCUUUUUGCUCCCUUAUUGGAAUGAAUAUUGAACACAGUGGACCAAAUCUCAUGAGUGCUUAACAAUAAACAGAUUGUUUUAGAA